AUGUCGGGUAAAACACAGGCUGAGCUCAGAAAAUUGAAGUUGGCAGAACUGAAGAAGCUUUGUGUCCUUUCUUCACUCCCCGUUUCGGGAUCCAAACAAGAACUGGUAGAUCGCAUUCUUGCACACGAAGCUGGCGACUCGGUGGUAACGGUUCAGCCGGAAGAGGAAGCUGAGUUGUUAGACGAAGAUGAUAUUGCUGCGGACGAUGUUGUUGUAGUUGCACCAACCACAGUACUCUCUACUGAGGAUCAACAGCCACGGUUGGGAGCACCUGCUGAAAAUGACUCGGAUAAAACCGCCACACCUAUUGUGAAAACCGACAUCUCCAAGAUGACACAGGAGGAGCGGAUCGCCCUUCGUAAACAGCGUUUCGGUGACAGUAGCGAUGGCUCUGUAAAUACCACCGGUAAUACGCCAUCUCAUAGGCCGCUUGGAAACGCUGCUGAUUGGGAGAAGAGAAUGGAGAGAGCUAGACGAUUUGGUCUACCAGUUACGACAGUACCGAAAUCGGACUCAGAACGAUGGAAAGCACGAGCACUGCGGUUUGGUGUUAAUGGUUCCAAACAGGCAAUUUUUUGUUUAGCAUACUACUUUCACUUCAAUACUUGUCAAUAG
This is a messenger RNA of Echinococcus granulosus, 615 nucleotides long. RefSeq names its product SAP domain-containing ribonucleoprotein. Gene Ontology annotation, cellular component: nucleus. Bases 1 to 615 code for a protein of 204 amino acids. NCBI's taxonomy places the organism in Eukaryota, Metazoa, Platyhelminthes, Cestoda, Cyclophyllidea, Taeniidae. The record is from RefSeq and is a predicted model, not a curated record. Gene Ontology annotation, biological process: poly(A)+ mRNA export from nucleus. The transcript has 4 exons.